Molecule: messenger RNA, 1953 nt
Organism: Exophiala xenobiotica
Lineage: Eukaryota; Fungi; Ascomycota; Eurotiomycetes; Chaetothyriales; Herpotrichiellaceae
Exons: 1
Coding region: 1-1953 (650 amino acids)
Biological process (GO): error-prone translesion synthesis; response to radiation
Cellular component (GO): site of double-strand break; replication fork; nucleus
Molecular function (GO): DNA-directed DNA polymerase activity; damaged DNA binding
Source: RefSeq, a predicted model, not a curated record
AUGUCCUCAUCUCAGCCCUUCGUCCUUUCCUCGCCCAUAGUAGGUGGUUCCAGGAAGAAGUCACGCUUCACAUAUAAACAUCUCCACCUUCUGGGCCAGUCUUCCGUCACCUGCCCUCUGAGGGUAAUUGCGCUGAUCGACUAUGACGCUUUCUACGCACAAUGCGAAAUGGUCCGCUUGGGGGUAGCCGAGUCCCAACCUCUCGCCGUCCAGCAGUGGCAAGGCCUCAUCGCGAUCAACUACCCAGCCCGCGAAUACGGACUGAAUAGACACGUCACAAUCACCGAGGCCAAGACCAAAUGUCCUGAGAUCGUGGUCCAACACGUUGCUACCUGGCGAGAAGGCGACACGAAGUGGGCUUAUCGGGAUGAUGCGGCUAGCCACAUCCAGACGGACAAGGUCUCUCUCGACCCGUACCGGCUGGAAUCCAGGAAGUCUCUGUCGCUGGUCAAGGAGAUACUUCCUCCUCCACCUAUUCAAAAGGUCGAGAAAGCCAGUAUUGAUGAGGUGUUCCUCGACUUAUCCGCACAGAUUCACCAGAUCCUGCUCGAGAGGUAUCCCGAACUCAAAUAUGCACCGUACGACGACCCAACGGAGCAACUACCACUGCCGCCGUCCACAGCCCUGGAUUGGCAAGUUGAUGCGCUCAUUGACCUGGACUCGGCGGAAACAGAGGACGACGACCCCGACUGGGACGACGUAGUCAUGAACAUUGGCUCCGAGAUUGUGCGCGACGUGCGAAAGACAAUACGCGAGAAGCUCAGAUAUACUUGUUCAGCGGGCAUAGCGCGGAACAAGAUGAUGGCAAAGCUCGGCGCUGGGUAUAAGAAACCGAACCAGCAAACCAUAGUCCGCAACAGGGCUGUGCAGCACUUUCUGUCUGGUUUCAAGUUCACCAAGAUCCGCAACCUGGGCGGAAAGCUCGGAGAUCAGGUCGUGGACACAUUUGGCACAAAUGAAGUCACCGAGCUUCUCAAAAUCCCGAUGGAACAGCUCAAGUCUAAACUUGGCGACGAGACGGGGACGUGGCUCUACGGAAUCAUUCGCGGUGAAGACAAUAGUGAGGUCAGCUCACGGACGCAAAUCAAAUCAAUGUUAUCAGCCAAAUCAUUCAGACCGAGCAUCAACACCACCGACUCGGCGAACAAGUGGCUGCGUAUUUUCGUGGCAGAUAUCUAUUCCCGUCUCGUUGAAGAAGGCGUGCUCGAGAACAAAAGAAGGCCAAAGACAAUAACCUUGCACCACCGUCAAGGUGGACAGACCAAGUCCAAGCAAUUGCCAAUCCCGUCAGGCAAGAAGAUUGAUGAAACAUUACUUUUCGAUCUUGCGAAAACAUUACUCGGACAAGUCGUCACAGAUGGCCGAGCGUGGCCAUGUGCGAACCUCUCACUUAGCGUCGGAGGCUUUGAAGACGGCGUUUCGGGCAAUAGAGGUAUUGAUACCUUCCUCUUGAAAGGAGACGAAGCGAAGGCUGCCGUGGACGUGCCCUCUCGAAGCGAUACCACCACCCCAAAUCUCGAGGAGUCCCGACCUGAGAAACGUCGCAGACUUAGUGACGGGCCGAACAUCGCUCGAUUCUUCGCCAAAAGCGAGAGCACUGGCGACACGAAUGACUCGGCGGGUGAAGACCGGGUGCACGAAUCAUCCCGCGAGGAGGAUGUCGAGGCCCAGCACGGCGAACGCGCCGGCCAUGACCAUGACUUGCACGGACGGGAUAUCGCCACAUACUUCUGUCGACCAUGUCAGAAGUCGAUAGACGAAUGCGACCGGGCUGAGCAUGAAGAUUGGCACUUUGCCAAAGAGCUUCAAGCUCAAGACAAGCCCUCUGUCACAGGUCCAACAAAUAGUCGGCCCCCCGGUCUGUUGCAUACCAAACCCAAACGCGGCGGAGCAAGUGCUCGAGGACGUGGCUCAAAACCUGAGAAGGGCCAGAGUCGGCUUGCUUUUGGGUAG